Messenger RNA from Theobroma umbraticum, 1534 nucleotides. RefSeq lists its product as uncharacterized. NCBI's taxonomy places the organism in Eukaryota, Viridiplantae, Streptophyta, Magnoliopsida, Malvales, Malvaceae. The record is from RefSeq and is a predicted model, not a curated record.
ACCAGUCUUGUUUUCUUAUUCAUUUUCUAUUGGUUCUGUUGAUCAUGCAUGUGCAACUUUCCAUGAUCUUUUGUUCUGAUUGUUUUUGCUCUUUGCUGGCAAUUAAGAAUCGGUUUCUGGGUUUUAUCUUACAUUUAACUUUCCUGGUAUAUUCCUUUCGUUUCUUGGUUUAUUGCUCAUCUCAUUUGUGGUUGGAAAUAGAAACCGAAAGGAUACCGGUGUUGCAGUAAUAGUAACUAUGAAUACUGGCUCAGUGGGGAGUCCGACUUUUACAGAUUAUUAGAGAGACGAAAAGAGGAAUACUCAAUCUGAAAGCAUUUUGAGUGCUUUCUUUGGGGAUACUAAACUGUUUUCAUGACUUUUUUCUCAUCAUGGGUAGUAUUUGAUUUCAAUUUUAGAGAAAACAGCUAUUGAGAUAUGCUCAAAAUUCUGAUGCUUAAGGAGCGUAUUGAGUAGGGACUUCAUCUCAGAAGCCUUCUCUUGUUAGCACUAGACAAUUACUGAUCUGUGAUUCCACCGACAGUCUUCCAAAAGAAAGGACAAAACAUAAAUAAAUGGAAGUAGAGAGCUGAAAGUGUAUCAAAAGCAAUUCAUGGUCACAGCUCAGAUUUGAAUCCAGGCUUCUGAUAUCUUCACAGCACGAGAUGUAGUCUAAACAGGGAGAAUUGUGCUGCUGGACUCCGGACCUUAUCAUUAUUAGUAAUCUAAUUCGUGUUGCUAUUAGAUUUUAGUGUCAAAUUUAAAGAAGUAAAUCCAAAGUAAUGUUGAUGUUUCACUGCUACAUUUUAAUUGAUGAAUCUUCCCAGAAUCAUGAGAUGUCGAACGGCUGGCCACUUGGGCUACAGAUAAUGACCAUGAGGCUUCGGUUACAAGAAAGAUUACAGGCUGCAGCUCCAGCGGUGGAACCAUACUCUUUGCACAUGCCUUCAAGCAGUUUUUCCUCAUUCGCCUCCUCCAACCUUGACACCGAGUCCUCAGCAUCAUUUUUCCAAGACAACAGCGUUUCUCUGGGGAGACUAAUUGGGUUCAGACCACGCGACAGAGGAGCACUGUACUUUCAGAACACAAUCCAUGCUGAAGAGAACAACAGGCUACCUGUAACAGGUGCCUGCAAGGAUGUCUCCAGACGACACAAUUCAGAUAUGUCUCAGGGAAUUUGCAUCCCUCUGAUACUAGGUGCUCUGGUAAAGAUGAGCAGGAUUAGGAGCAAGUCAAAGCCAUUGGAGGAUUGAGGGUGAAGAAGCCAUUCGAUUUUCUUUAAUGGCCAUGGCAUAAAAAAUAAUAAUAAUAAAACCCUCAUUGACCACCUCUACCAAAUUCUUUUCUGCCGGGUAUUCAGAAAUUACCCAUUAAUUGUAAGAUUGUAACCUUAACAAUUUUAUUAGUAUGGAAUUCUUGAUUUUCACAGCAUUAUUUAGAGGGUAGAAAAUGGAAUCAAGUUAAUCUAGAGCUGCAUUUGUAAAAAUGCAAGGAAAUUAACUCCGCAAUUUGUCUUGUUAAUCGUAAGUUGGCUGCAUAUUGUAGCAUAGCUUUA